Cornus florida is the source of this 1398-nucleotide messenger RNA. Its product is annotated as ATP-dependent Clp protease ATP-binding subunit ClpA homolog CD4B, chloroplastic-like. Gene Ontology annotation, molecular function: ATP hydrolysis activity; ATP binding. NCBI's taxonomy places the organism in Eukaryota, Viridiplantae, Streptophyta, Magnoliopsida, Cornales, Cornaceae. Gene Ontology annotation, cellular component: cytoplasm. The coding region runs from base 1 to 1209 and encodes 402 amino acids. Gene Ontology annotation, biological process: cellular response to heat. The transcript has a single exon. The record is from RefSeq and is a predicted model, not a curated record.
AUGAUUUUUGAUCAGGCUGGGGAGUUGCGUGAUAGAGAAAUGGACUUUAGAGCACAGAUUACGGCACUUGUUAACAAAGUUAAAGAGAAAAGCAAGGCAGAAACUGAGGCCGGGGAUGGAGGUCCUGUUGUGACAGAGGUGGACAUUCAGCAAAUUGUUUUUUCUUGGACUGGCAUACCUGUAGAAAAAGUGUCAACUGAUGAAUCUGUCCGCCUCCUCAAGAUGGAAGAGACCCUACACAGGCGUGUCAUUGGCCAGGAUGAAGCUGUCAAAGCCAUCAGCCGUGCUAUCCGUCGUGCCCGUGUUGGACUCAAGGAUCCCAAUCGACCUAUUGCUAGCUUCAUCUUUUCUGGUCCAACUGGCGUUGGGAAGUCAGAACUGGCAAAAGCACUAGCUACCUACUAUUGUGGUUCUGAAGAAGCCAUGAUCCGGUUGGAUAUGAGCGAGUUCAUGGAGAGACACACUGUUUCCAAGCUCAUCGGUUCACCGCCUGGCUACGUUGGUUACACAGAAGGUGGCCAGCUUACUGAGGCUGUUCGGCGACGUUCUUACACAGUUGUACUCUUUGAUGAGAUUGAGAAGGCUCACCCAGACGUCUUCAAUAUGAUGCUUCAGAUUCUUGAGGAUGGAAGGUUGACGGAUAGCAAAGGCAGAACUGUGGACUUCAAGAGUACUCUUCUAAUUAUGACCUCGAAUGUUGGAAGUAGUGUGAUUCAGAAGGGAGGACGCGGAAUUGGUUUUGAUCUUGGUUGUGAUGACAAGGAUAGCAGUUACAACCAAAUCAAGAGCCUGGUGACAGAGGAACUGAAGCAACACUUCAGACCAGAGUUCCUAAAUAGAUUGGAUGAUAUGAUUGUGUUCCGGCAGCUGACGAAGCUGGAGGUGAAGGAGAUAGCGGAUAUAAUGCUUAAGGAAGUUUUCGAGAGGCUGAAAACCAAUGAUAUAGAGCUUCAGGUAACGGAGAGGUUCAGAGAUAGGGUUGUGGAGGAAGGAUACGACCCAAGUUAUGGGGCAAGGCCCUUAAGAAGAGCCAUAAUGAGACUCUUGGAGGACAGCAUGGCCGAGAAGAUGCUUGCAGGAGAGAUCAAAGAAUGUGAUUCAGUUAUUAUCGAUGUUGACUCUGAUGGUAAUAUGACUGUUCUCAACAGUAGCAGUAGGGCCCCUGAGUCUACCAUCAAACCUUUUAACCUUUUGACCGUUACUCCUUAGUUAUCUUUACUGCUGCUUUUCUUUCAAAUUGGCUAUGGUUGUACUCUAUCUUGAAACAGUCUGGCAGUAGAGCAGAAGCCACUCCGAAAAUUUAUAGAGUUUUAAGGAUGUAGUUCUAUUACACUACGGUUGUUGCAUGUAUAGUUUGAAUCAGAUGGUAGAAUGUUGUUUAGUGUUGGUUUUAUAGAG